AUGGAACACAAUGGCGAGCUGACGGGGCACCAAUUCUCCCUUCCAGCCGAGAUCAUAGUUGAGAUUCUUUCAAGGCUAUCAGUGAAGUCCUUAUGCCGCUUCAGGUGCGUAUCAAAGCCUUGGCGUUCUCUAAUCUCCAACACCAAGUUCAUUGCACUGCACGCCAAGAAAACCCUCGAGGAUAAAGAGGUAUUCCUUCGGAGACGAAGAGUCAUAUUUAAAGUGGCACUACGUUACCUUUACUCUUUGGACCUAGACCAGUUCCUCAACCAUAACUAUAACGAUGAUGAUGACAAUGCACUGGUUCUUAAGAAUCGCCAUGUUCAUGCAGAUAAUAAUCAUGAUGGUUUGAUACCAGCCACCGAGCUCGAUUUUGUUUCUGCAGAAGGACGUAGACCCAUAUACUUCAUCUACUCCUGCAAUAACUUGUUGUUGUGCGAUAUGAGGCGUGGGUUUUAUUUGGUUAACCCUGCAACCAGGGAGAUGAAGAAAGUACCAAAGACACCAUCAUGGAGACCUGUGAGGCCCUAUUGCUUGAGCUUAUGUGGAUUUGGAUUUGAUUCCUCCACCAAUGAGUACAAGGUGGUUAACGGGCAGGUCUAUUCUGAUAUCAAUGUAAUCGUAUUUAGUGUCUAUACACUGAAAACUGAUUCUUGGCGAAAGAUCGAGUGCUUCUCUCCCUACCAUGCUUAUUGGUUUCAGGGGAUUUUUCUGAAUGGAGCUAUUCAUUGGUCGGCAACGACAGUUGGAGAUCGAUCCUCUUCGGUGAUUGUAUCUUUUCUAUUAGCAGAGGAGGAGGUUCGCGAAAUUCGACUCCCACCCAUCGGUGAUACUUGUUUAGCAAACCUGGGAGUGUUUAGAGAUUGCCUAUGUAUAACGCUCGCUGGUAUUGAUCAAACAUUCAAUGAGUUUUGGGUCAUGAAAGAAUAUGGGGUGAGCGAGUCUUGGACUAGAAUGAGGGUCUCCAUGCCAUAUCACCAAUUGUCACAUUUUGGUUUCUCUACAAAAUCUCAUGAUUUGAUGGUGUGUGGAAGUUCAUUUGUUAUGUACAACUUCAAAGAAGAAAGUUUUAGGAACCUUCCAAUUCGUGAUACCACCUUAGGAGGUAAUGGCGUUGGGGUUUAUGUUGAGGGACUUUUUCCACUAAUCGAUCGAGAGCAGGACGAGAGCCGUAGAGUAGAUAAUCAAGUAUUGAUUAAGCUCAAGCAUGCAUAA
Molecule: messenger RNA, 1215 nt
Organism: Rosa rugosa (rugosa rose)
Lineage: Eukaryota; Viridiplantae; Streptophyta; Magnoliopsida; Rosales; Rosaceae
Product: F-box/kelch-repeat protein At3g06240-like
Exons: 1
Coding region: 1-1215 (404 amino acids)
Molecular function (GO): protein binding
Source: RefSeq, a predicted model, not a curated record